Pneumocystis carinii B80 is the source of this 959-nucleotide messenger RNA. RefSeq lists its product as hypothetical. The record is from RefSeq and is a predicted model, not a curated record. Lineage: Eukaryota; Fungi; Ascomycota; Pneumocystomycetes; Pneumocystales; Pneumocystaceae. The transcript is spliced from 5 exons. The coding region runs from base 47 to 913 and encodes 288 amino acids.
AAUAGGAAAUUUUUAAAAGAAUAUAGAAAAAAGAUAAAGGAAGAGAAUGUUUAGAUUAUUUAAUUUGAAAUAUCGUCCAAAGUUUCAUAUAAAAAUCACAAUUCACAAUUUAAUCAAUGUUCCUCUUGUUUCAGGACAAAUGUUUAUUAAAUGGUAUUUAAAAGAUUCAAUAAGUACUAAAACGAGGGGAAAAUCACAAAAAGUUCCUAUAAAAAACCAUAAAGUUACAUGGGAUCAUGAUAUUUCAUGUAUUAUUUCGAUGAAGAUAGGGAAACAUCAGCGUUUAUCAGAAAGUUGGAUGAUUUUUGAAGUGAAUCAAGAAUUGAGAUGUGCAAGUCAUCAAUUGGUUAUAGGAAGAGUUGAAAUUAAUCUUGCAGAAUAUGUAGGGUUAUCGAAAGAAACAGGAUGUUAUCUUCUACAAAAUAGUAAAGUCAAUUCAUUACUUAAGAUUAGUAUUUCCAUAGAACAAAUAUGUGGAAAUACAGAUUAUAUUAUUAACCCUCCUCAAAAGAAACAAAUGUUUUACGGAAUUGUAGACCUGAUGUCAAAACAUAACACACCAAAUCAAGAAAAAAAUAAUUUGGAUAAUUUGAGUCCUAGAAAACUAAAAGAUUUAGAUUCCUUUAUACAUGAACAAGACGCAAUGACAAAUGAGCCAUAUUUAUUAGAUGUAUUUAAUUCAUUUGAUAUCAUUGAGAAUAUAUUUAACGAAAAGGAUGAAUUGUUAAUGGAAUUACAACAUAAAAAUGAAGAAUCAUGGGAUAGCGAUGAUAGCAAAAAGAAUACAAAAAUAAUACAGGAAUUAAAAAGAAAUAAAAAAAAAGAAAUAAAAAUAGCGCAAGAAUGGGAAAUCAAAGAAUUAAAGUAUGGCAUAAGUUGGUCUUUAAAUAAAAACUCAAACAAAUCAUAUUAAUAUACACAAAAAGACCAUUCGUUAUCAAAACAAUCAAAUAUCCCUU